Molecule: messenger RNA, 2016 nt
Organism: Malania oleifera
Lineage: Eukaryota; Viridiplantae; Streptophyta; Magnoliopsida; Santalales; Ximeniaceae
Exons: 6
Coding region: 147-1784 (545 amino acids)
Biological process (GO): DNA damage response; protein polyubiquitination
Cellular component (GO): nucleus
Molecular function (GO): ubiquitin conjugating enzyme activity
Source: RefSeq, a predicted model, not a curated record
UGGUAAGCAAAUUCGACGGUUGGGAUCCGCCCUUGUUUUUUACUGCUUCUUCCGUUUUCGUUUUUGUAAUUCUGGAGCAGUUUCGAAGUUCAAACCAGACGUAGACCACAACCCAAACAAAUUGCAAAAGCAAGAAGUCUCGAAUUAUGCAAGCCGCGAGGCUCAGCCUGCGAAUGCAGAAGGAGCUCAGGCUUCUCCUCUCCGAUCCCCCUCCCGGCGCUUCCUUCCCCCUCCUCUCCCCCGACGCCGAUCUCUCCCCUUCCUCCCUCUCCACAAUCCACGCCCAGAUUGAAGGGCCGGAAGGAACUGUUUAUGCCAACGGCAUUUUUAACAUAAAUAUUCAAAUACCCGAAAGGUAUCCGUUUCAGCCACCGAGUGUGACUUUCGCUACGCCUAUUUACCACCCAAAUAUCGACACAGGUGGGCGGAUUUGCCUCGACAUUCUUAAUCUUCCCCCAAAGGGUGCAUGGCAACCAUCUUUGAACAUUUCAACUGUGCUAAUAAGCAUUGGGUUGUUACUAAGUGAACCCAACCCUGAUGAUGGCCUUAUGUGUGAAGCAAGCAGGGAAUACAAAUACAACCGACAAGCUUUUGACCAAAAGGCACGAUCUAUGACUGAGAAAUAUGCUAAGGCUGGAGUCAAUGGGGACACUAGUGGGGUCCAAGUCAUUCAAACUAGCUCCAAUUCAACCUUGAUGGAUGUCAAAGGAUCAGAUAAGGGUUCAAAAUAUGAAGUUAAUAAGGGCAUUGCAAGUGGUAAGAAACCGUGUGGGAUUGGCCAGAACUUAUCGCUGGAGUAUUCAUGCUCAAAUCAGAGAAAGGAUGUUGACAGCAGAGUGAAUGAGACAUCAAGUGAGUUUGAAAACCAGAUGGAGGCCAAAGGGCCAAAAGACAACUCAAACCCAAAGGGCAAGGUCCAUGGGUGCAAUCCAAGUCUCGAGAAGCUGUUUGGAACCAGGCAGAAGUUGUCGCUGGGAUCUUCAGGUCAAUCCAAGAUGAGAGAUGGAGAACAACAGAAGAAUGCAGCAGGAAAUCACAAUCUGUUACUUUCAGAGUUGCCCUCAGUGAUGCAAGCCAGUGAUGGACUUGAGCGAAGACCUCAUCAAGAUAAAGGUACUAUUAUAGUAAAUGACAGCAUAAACACGAGUUUAAAGGAACCCUUUCAAAUUGGUCAGGAGCUCACUGUAGACUCUUCUGGCACAUUUGAUGCAAGUGUUGGUAAUAAUGGGGAAUUGCCUGUGGCUUUUCAUUCAUCUGUUUUGUCCUCCUUUUCCCAUUAUGAGGAUUCGCAUGGGGCAUUGGCAGGGGCUCAGGCCCUUGACGGUAAUGAACUGCAGCCUCAGAAGGAUGCUACUGGUGGAGCAGGAAAUGACUUCACUGAGUCGAACUGUAAGAAGUUGUGCUCAUUCAGUAAGAAGCUUUCGCUGGGAUCACUAAGCUCAUCACAGAGAAGGAAAAAUGAUAAGAACGAGAACUUGACACCUUCUCAAUAUGUACCACCUUCACACCCUGAAACUCGAUCCUCUCAAAACCUCUCUACAGCUCAAUUGAAGUUUCUCCUUCCACAGGAUAGCAAGUGUCAUGAGCAGCAGCAGCAGUCCUGUCUUGACCAAGGUGGGAAAAUUGCUCACGAGAAGGAGCAGGUGAUGGAAGAAUCACCAAUAUCCGAUGUGAUCAUUGUUUUGGAUAGUGAAGAAAGUGAAGAGGAAACCAAUGCGCCUUCAAGAUCUAAGCUGUUGGUAGCACGAAAACGCUUGGCAGGGAAAAGGAAAGCUAGAGUAUAAAAUAGAAUUCAACGGUGCUGCAAAGGGUGAAACUUCUUCAUUUUCUACCUUUUGUGAUGUAAAAUUUGAACUUUGUUUAGGGGAUUAAUCACCUUCCUAUUCUGUGCUUGUUUAUGACCUUAAAAUGGUAGAACCAGUAGCAUUUGAGAUUGUUACUUCCCAUAUAUUGUAUGGAGUCAAAUCUUAUGAUUAAUGACUUGAAUCAUAACGAAAGGUAAUCUACCACUCAUCC